AUGAUGCAUCCCAAGAUGGACGCAGGCAUGGGGGGGGCCAAGGGGGGAGGCGGGGGGGAAAUCGGGGGGGAAAUCGGGGGGGAAGGAGGGGGCGCAGAGGGGGCGAGGGGGGAGGUGGAGAGUGUGGGGGAGGCGAUGGAGCGAGGGCUGCUGCCGCUGCCUCUGCCAGUGCACCGCAUUGUGGACCUCUGUGACGCGCUGCUGUGUGCUGAGCCCCCUCCCGCUCCUGUCCUCUGUCGGCCCAUGGCAUCGUGGACCUUUGUAACGCACUGCUGUGUGCUGAGGUGUGCUGCUGUUUGCAAUUGUCCUGCUGCCCUGCAAAACGCUGUGCUGCUGGUGCCCCCCCGUGCCGUCUCCUUCCCCACUUCCUUCUUCCAAUCCCCGCCACUCCCACUGUGUGGCGGUUCAGCCCCUCUCGCCACUCCUACUGUGUGGCGUUUCAGUCCCUCUCGCCACUCCAUGCGCCCCCUGUUCGCCCGCACUCCCCUCUGCCUUAUCCCUCCCCCUCUCCCCCCCCUCCCAGGCCACGUGGCACAGCGGGCACAGCCUGCCCCAAACCGUAUUCACCUGCGCCUACCUGCUGUUGCCGCCCCUUCAAGCCCUUUGUGCGCCACAUUCCCCACUGCCUCAUGCCUUCCUCUCUCGCCCCCUGUUGCUUCCUCUCCCCUCCAUCCCCUCCCCACAGGCGACAUGGCACAGCGGGCACAGCCUACCCCAAACCGUAUUCACCUGCGCCUACCUGCUGUUGCCGCCCCUUCAAGCCCUUUGUGCGCCACAUUCCCCACUGCCUCAUGCCUUCCUCUCUCGCCCCCUGUUGCUUCCUCUCCCCUCCAUCCCCUCCCCACAGGCGACAUGGCACAGCGGGCACAGCCUACCCCAAACCGUAUUCACCUGCGCCUACCUGCUGUUGCCGCCCCUUCAAGCCCUUUGUGCGCCACAUUCCCCACUGCCUCAUGCCUUCCUCUCUCGCCCCCUGUUGCUUCCUCUCCCCUCCAUCCCAUCCCCACAGGCGACAUGGCACAGCGGGCACAGCCUGCCCCAAACCGUAUUCACCUGCGCCUACCUGCUGUUGCCGCCCCUUCAAGCCCUUUGUGCGCCACAUUCCCCACUGCCUCAUGCCUUCCUCUCUCGCCCCCUGUUGCUUCCUCUCCCCUCCAUCCCCUCCCCACAGGCGACAUGGCACAGCGGGCACAGCCUGCCCCAAACCGUAUUCACCUGCGCCUACCUGCUGUUGCCGCCCCUUCAAGCCCUUUGUGCGCCACAUUCCCCACUGCCUCAUGCCUUCCUCUCUCGCCCCCUGUUGCUUCCUCUCCCCUCCAUCCCCUCCCCACAGGCGACAUGGCACAGCGGGCACAGCCUACCCCAAACCGUAUUCACCUGCGCCUACCUGCUGUUGCCGCCCCUUCAAGCCCUUUGUGCGCCACAUUCCCCACUGCCUCAUGCCUUCCUCUCUCGCCCCCUGUUGCUUCCUCUCCCCUCCAUCCCCUCCCCACAGGCGACAUGGCACAGCGGGCACAGCCUACCCCAAACCGUAUUCACCUGCGCCUACCUGCUGUUGCCGCCCCUUCAAGCCCUUUGUGCGCCACAUUCCCCACUGCCUCAUGCCUUCCUCUCUCGCCCCCUGUUGCUUCCUCUCCCCUCCAUCCCCUCCCCACAGGCGACAUGGCACAGCGGGCACAGCCUGCCCCAAACCGUAUUCACCUGCGCCUACCUGCUGUUGCCGCCCCUUCAAGCCCUUUGUGCGCCACAUUCCCCACUGCCUCAUGCCUUCCUCUCUCGCCCCCUGUUGCUUCCUCUCCCCUCCAUCCCCUCCCCACAGGCGACAUGGCACAGCGGGCACAGCCUACCCCAAACCGUAUUCACCUGCGCCUACCUGCUGUUGCCGCCCCUUCAAGCCCUUUGUGCGCCACAUUCCCUACUGCCUCAUGCCUUCCUCUCUCGCCCCCUGUUGCUUCCUCUCCCCUCCAUCCCCUCCCCACAGGCGACAUGGCACAGCGGGCACAGCCUGCCCCAAACCGUAUUCACCUGCGCCUACCUGCUGUUGCCGCCCCUUCAAGCCCUUUGUGCGCCACAUUCCCCACUGCCUCAUGCCUUCCUCUCUCGCCCCCUGUUGCUUCCUCUCCCCUCCAUCCCCUCCCCACAGGCGACAUGGCACAGCGGGCACAGCCUGCCCCAGACCGUAUUCACCUGCGCCUACCUGCUGUUGCCGCCCCUUCAAGCCCUUUGUGCGCCACAUUCCCCACUGCCUCAUGCCUUCCUCUCUCGCCCCCUGUUGCUUCCUCUCCCCUCCAUCCCCUCCCCACAGGCGACAUGGCACAGCGGGCACAGCCUGCCCCAAACCGUAUUCACCUGCGCCUACCUGCUGUUGCCGCCCCUUCAAGCCCUUUGUGCGCCACAUUCCCCACUGCCUCAUGCCUUCCUCUCUCGCCCCCUGUUGCUUCCUCUCCCCUCCAUCCCCUCCCCACAGGCGACAUGGCACAGCGGGCACAGCCUGCCCCAAACCGUAUUCACCUGCGCCUACCUGCUGUUGCCGCCCCUUCAAGCCCUUUGUGCGCCACAUUCCCCACUGCCUCAUGCCUUCCUCUCUCGCCCCCUGUUGCUUCCUCUCCCCUCCAUCCCCUCCCCACAGGCGACAUGGCACAGCGGGCACAGCCUACCCCAAACCGUAUUCACCUGCGCCUACCUGCUGUUGCCGCCCCUUCAAGCCCUUUGUGCGCCACAUUCCCUACUGCCUCAUGCCUUCCUCUCUCGCCCCCUGUUGCUUCCUCUCCCCUCCAUCCCCUCCCCACAGGCGACAUGGCACAGCGGGCACAGCCUACCCCAAACCGUAUUCACCUGCGCCUACCUGCUGUUGCCGCCCCUUCAAGCCCUUUGUGCGCCACAUUCCCCACUGCCUCAUGCCUUCCUCUCUCGCCCCCUGUUGCUUCCUCUCCCCUCCAUCCCCUCCCCACAGGCGACAUGGCACAGCGGGCACAGCCUGCCCCAAACCGUAUUCACCUGCGCCUACCUGCUGUUGCCGCCCCUUCAAGCCCUUUGUGCGCCACAUUCCCCACUGCCUCAUGCCUUCCUCUCUCGCCCCCUGUUGCUUCCUCUCCCCUCCAUCCCCUCCCCACAGGCGACAUGGCACAGCGGGCACAGCCUACCCCAAACCGUAUUCACCUGCGCCUACCUGCUGUUGCCGCCCCUUCAAGCCCUUUGUGCGCCACAUUCCCCACUGCCUCAUGCCUUCCUCUCUCGCCCCCUGUUGCUUCCUCUCCCCUCCAUCCCCUCCCCACAGGCGACAUGGCACAGCGGGCACAGCCUGCCCCAGACCGUAUUCACCUGCGCCUACCUGCUGCUGCCCCCGCUCGCCGCCCCUUCCGACUGCACGGCCUCCCCCUCCCCCUCCCCCUCCCCCUCCCCCCUCCCCCUCCCCCUCCCCCUCCCUCUCCUCGUCACCACUACUGCUGGCGCUGGUGUCAGCCACCCUCGCCUGAGGAGGACUUUGUGACGUCAGCAGGCGGCCUGCCUCUGGAGGGGCGAGUGGGGGAGGCAGCAGUGGCGCCGCUGAGAGCGCUGCUGGCGGGGAUUGAAGGCAGUGGGGAAGGGGACGCUCGGAAGGGAAAAGUGGCGCCACUCAGAGCACUUCUGGCGGGGUUGGAGGGGCAAGGAGCAGGUAUGAGGGGCGGACAGGUGCGGGGAUCAGGAAGAGGGCGAAGGGGCGAGUGGGUAGGCGGCAGUGCUGGGGAGGCGAGGGGGCAGGGAAGGUGGGGGAGCGCCAAGGGGACGGGGCAGGUGGAGAGGGGUCAGGGGUGGGAGUGGGAAUGGCCAGCGAGGGGGAGGCAGCAGCAUUGCCGCGCAGGGCACUGCUGGUGGGGCUGGAAGGCAGUGGCGAAUGGAGCAGGUGGGGACGAGGAGAGGUGUGGCAGGGGGGAGCUGUGUGGAGUGGGGGGGGUGGGAACUUCUGGUGUAGAGGAGUGUCACGCCGUCCCUCUUCCCCGCUACCUGUUGGCACGCCUGUCCCCUUCCCCGCUACCUGUUGGCACGCCUGUCCCCUUCCCCGCUACCUGUUGGCACGCCUGUCCCCUUCCCCGCUACCUGUUGGCACGCCUGUCCCCUUCCCCGCUACCUGUUGGCACGCCUGUCCCCUUCCCCGCUACCUGUUGGCACGCCUGUCCCCUUCCCCGCUACCUGUUGGCACGCCUGUCACCUUCCCCGCUACCUGUUGGCACGCCUGUCACCUUCCCCGCUACCUGUUGGCACGCCUGUCCCCUUCCCCGCUACCUGUUGGCACGCCUGUCACCUUCCCCGCUACCUGUUGGCACGCCUGUCACCUUCCCCGCUACCUGUUGGCACGCCUGUCCCCUUCCCCGCUACCUGUUGGCACGCGUGUCACCUUCCCCGCUACCUGUUGGCACGCCUGUCACCUUCCCCGCUACCUGUUGGCACGCCUGUCCCCUUCCCCGCUACCUGUUGGCACGCGUGUCACCUUCCCCGCUACCUGUUGCCUUUGCCUUUUUCACGAUCAUCAGCACUCGCAUCUUCACUCCCAUGCCAUCCGCCUGCGUUUACCGCUCCACACACCCCACACACCCAUGCAAGGAAGCAGAGGCAGUGCGUGAAAAGCAGCAGCAGGGCGACUCUGGGCUGGGCCCUGCUCUAUGUACUACCCUCAUGCGCAUGGCUUUGCAGGGAGUUUUUGAGAAUUCUCAAAAGCUCUCUGGGCUGGACCCUGCUCUCCGUACUACCCUCAUGCGCAUGGCUUUGCAGGGAGUUUUUGAGAAUUCUCAAAAGCUCUCUGGGCUGGACCCUGCUCUCCGUACUACCCUCAUGCGCAUGGCUUUGCAGGGAGUUUUUGAGAAUUCUCAAAAGCUCUCUGGGCUGGACCCUGCUCUCCGUACUACCCUCAUGCGCAUGGCUUUGCAGGGAGUUUUUGAGAAUUCUCAAAAGCUCUCUGGGCUGGACCCUGCUCUCCGUACUACCCUCAUGCGCAUGGCUUUGCAGGGAGUUUUUGAGAAUUCUCAAAAGCUCUCUGGGCUGGACCCUGCUCUCCGUACUACCCUCAUGCGCAUGGCUUGCCUGCCUCUCGCCUGGAAGGCACCAGCAUCAGGGCGCAAGGAGCAGCAGCAGGGCGACCCUGUGCUCUCUGGGCUGGACCCUGCUCUUCUCUCCGCGCUAACGGCCCGCAUGCAAUUCCGACUGGCUCUCUAUGACGCGCUCUCAGCACUCCAAACGGCCCGCCUGCCCGCCCAUCUGCCCGCCUGUGCGCUCAAGAUUCAGCUCGCCCAGACCGCCCUGCACAAACUCAAGAUCUCCUUGCCCCCGACUGCCCCCGCUGCUGGGGGAGAGGGAGGAGAAAGGGGAGAGGGGGAGCAGGCGGAGGGGGGGAGUGGGGGGCAGCAGACGGCGUCAGGAAGGGCGGCGCCGGGCAUGUGUCCGGCCAUCAACACCCAUCUGCUGCCGCCCACGCCGCCCCGUCCCACGCACCUGCUGACGUGGCACGAG
This is a messenger RNA of Closterium sp. NIES-65, 5484 nucleotides long. Lineage: Eukaryota; Viridiplantae; Streptophyta; Zygnematophyceae; Desmidiales; Closteriaceae. The record is from the annotation of a GenBank genome assembly.